GGGAUAGUAACCUCGUAAAGUCGUAAAUCAAAAUAAAGUUUAUUGAAGGAUCAACUAACUCAAAAAAGCAUUCUGAAGCGCUUUAAAUUGCAAUGUAUUCGCUGCUCCACAAAGAAGAAUCAGCGCACGAGGAGAGUAUUUGGGCCUGCUCGUGGGGUCGCAUAAAACAGAACGCCGAUUCGGAGGACCCGGAUAAAGGGGACGCGGAAAAUUCCAACGAUUCGUUCGGCUCCAAAAAUGCACCGGAAUAUCGAGACUUCGUCGUAACUAGCGGACUGGACGAUCGCGUAAAGGUGUGGGACGUUACGGCGAGCAAUCAGCUGAAACUGCGAAACACCUUUACGGGGCAUUCGCUAGGCGUAGUUUCCGUCGACGUCAGUACUAGCGGGGAAGUAAUUGCAAGCAGCUCUCUGGAUUCGGGAUUAUGCAUAUGGAAAGCACAAACUGGUCAACUGUUGAACCAAAUUUCUCUCGGGCCGGUGGAUUUAUGGACGGUUGCUUUCUCACCGUGCGAUAAAUACAUUAUAUCCGGAUCACACGAGGGUAAAAUUUCGUUGUACAAUGUGGAGACCGGCAAACCAGAACAAGUGCUGGAUCCACAAAACGGAAAGUUCACCCUCAGCAUCGCUUACAGUCCGGACGGAAAAUAUAUUGCCAGUGGUGCCAUAGACGGAAUAAUCAACAUUUUCGACGUAGCGGCAGGAAAGGUGGCCCAAACGCUGGAAGGUCACGCCAUGUCCGUGAGAAGCCUUUGUUUUUCCCCGGAUUCACAAAUGUUGCUAACCGCUUCGGACGAUGGGCACAUGAAGCUGUACGACGUAGCCCACUCGGAUGUGGUCGGAACUUUAUCCGGUCACUCUUCGUGGGUGCUGGCCGUAUCGUUCUCCGGCGACGGUAAAAGUUUCGCAUCGUCGUCUAGUGACAAAACGGUCAAGUUGUGGAAUGUAGCGGAGCGCCAGUGUUUGCACACGUUCAAUGAGCACACGGAUCAAGUUUGGGGCGUUAAAUACAGCCCCGACAGUUCGAAAGUGGUAUCCGUUUCGGAAGAUAAAUGUGUUAAUCUAUAUGACUGUCCUCCAAAUAUAAUUUAA
Messenger RNA from Sabethes cyaneus, 1091 nucleotides. Its product is annotated as SKI8 subunit of superkiller complex protein. Gene Ontology annotation, molecular function: protein binding. The record is from RefSeq and is a predicted model, not a curated record. Gene Ontology annotation, cellular component: Cdc73/Paf1 complex. The transcript is spliced from 4 exons. The coding region runs from base 93 to 1091 and encodes 332 amino acids. Lineage: Eukaryota; Metazoa; Arthropoda; Insecta; Diptera; Culicidae.